Molecule: messenger RNA, 1952 nt
Organism: Lytechinus pictus (painted urchin)
Lineage: Eukaryota; Metazoa; Echinodermata; Echinoidea; Temnopleuroida; Toxopneustidae
Product: heparan sulfate glucosamine 3-O-sulfotransferase 1-like
Exons: 1
Coding region: 101-1252 (383 amino acids)
Molecular function (GO): sulfotransferase activity
Source: RefSeq, a predicted model, not a curated record
CGAACAUCACUAUGACUACCCCCAGGAAAUUCCAUCGGUGAAUCUGUAGAUUUAAUGUGUAACGGGUUCUUCUUGUUGUUUGGAGAAACUACCAAGCGAGAUGGAUAAAAAUGUAAUUAUUUUUUCUGCAAUAACUGUAUCUAGGUGGCCCUUUUCUAAAAACAGGGUCCUUGUCGCCUCCAUUUCAUUUUUAUUCUUAACGUUAUUUCUAUUGGCCAAUGAUGCACAUACUACCCUAUAUUCUAGAAGGCAUGAGUUACCUCUUACAAACAGGAACGGGGAUGAGGAGAGGAACGAAUCAAAACAAGUUACAGUCGCAAAUGUCUCCUGUAAUGAAUUAAUGAUAAACCAUGGAUGUUAUCAAAUUGCCCAAGGCGAACAUGAAAAGCCAAUGUACAAGCCACUGGACUUGACGAAGUUAAUACGACUCAAUUGUUCUAGAAGGGCGCCCUCUGCAAUCGUAAUAGGAACCAAGAAAAGUGGCACGACGACGCUCAAGAACUUUCUAAGUUAUCAUCCAGAUGUUGCGUUUGCGGAGAAAGAACUGAAGUUCAUCAACAAUAACGACCUCAGUGAUUUAAAUAAGUACAUAGCCGUAAUGCCAUACUCGACACCUCACCAAAUAACCAUGGAAAAAACUCCAGGAUACUUCAUUCGUCUUAAGGUGCCCAGUCGAAUAAAAAGUGCCAUUCCCAAUGUGAAAUUGAUCGUCAUUAUCCGCAAUCCCGUCAAUCGCGCCAUCUCAGAUUUCGUGCACAUGAGAUACAGUGAUGAAACGCGAGUUGGUGGUGCAAAAUUGCUUAAAAGAUCACCAAAGCCCGGGAUGAUUAGGUAUGAAGUUUCUCAAACGUUUAGAGAAUCCGUGCUUUUUGAGAAUGGCUCUGUCAGGGAGAACAAUGCACUCAUCGACACUGGUAUCUACGUUAAAUAUUUUCGCAUGUGGCUUCAGUACUUUCCUUUGGACCAGUUUCUUAUCCUUGACGGGGAGGAAUUCGUCAAAGCUCCAACUCCCACCAUGCACCGUGUGGAAUCCUUCCUGGAUAUCAGACCAUUUUUCACGGAGGACCACUUUUAUUUUAAUGAAGAGAAGAAGUUCCACUGUUUGAAAAAACCGCUUAAUACUUGUAUGUCGAAAAAUAAAGGAAGGCCACACCCCUACGUGGAUGAAGAUGUCAUCGAAAAGUUAAAUGAUUUUUAUGCGCCCUUUAACAAGAAAUUAGAAAAGUUGUUAAACAGAACGUUUUCAUGGUAAUGGCUUGUGAUUUUGUCUGCAAGUUUUGUAAGAAUGUUAUUAACCUUUUUUAUAUCUUAUUACUGUGCACUUUCAGAUGGGAUCCUUGAAUACUUUCGAUAGUUUGAGCCCCUUAGUUUUGAAUGAAUGCUUUAAUUUGCAUAAUGCUAGCCCAUCAGGACCGGAGUGAUAAUCAGAAAAUUGCUCAUAGAUUUAAAACCUGUAACGUUAGUAAAUGUAUAGAAUAUUUCUUUUUUCAAUUCACUAGUAAAUAAAAUGAAAAAAAAAGAAUGUGGGAAAAAACAAAUAUAUAUAUAUCCAUGAAAACCAUUUCUCAAGGGAUUUAUGAAGAUACAAUAUUCUAAUAGUUUUUUUUUAUAUACAAUUACGAAAUAUUCUAGUUUCAAAUGUCUUUUAUUAUAAAAUAAAAUAACAUGACUAAAUUAGCUACUCCAGAUUCUGAGUAUGACAUUUCUACUUCAAAUGCAUCAGAUGAUCAUACAGUCACCAUUUUUUAUUAUUUUUAGAUGAACAAAUAUAAAGAUAGUCAAUUGACUCUAUAAGACUAUAUUUUUUACCAGACUAGCUUUAGUGAGUGUUUGUAUGUGUAUAACGAUAAUGCAAUGUACGUUAUUUAAGAAUACCAUGUGAAGUGUGUGAAAAUAAUCUAUGAGAUAUUUUGUGAAUGUAGGAUUUCAGAUUUAAAAGAACAUUUUCUGAA